Molecule: messenger RNA, 1290 nt
Organism: Psilocybe cubensis
Lineage: Eukaryota; Fungi; Basidiomycota; Agaricomycetes; Agaricales; Agrocybaceae
Exons: 2
Coding region: 1-1290 (429 amino acids)
Source: RefSeq, a predicted model, not a curated record
AUGUUGAUUGUAGUCGACGCUAUUGCGAAACAUUCAAAUCGCCAAGCGGAAAUAGCCAGUAAACAUCAAUCCGCCAAGGAUAAGGAAGAAAUCCAAAGGCUGACAACCCGGUUCCACGAAUCUUUGCUCAAAAUCGAGGAGCUCGACAGGACUUUUCAGUCUGAGCAGGUCUACUCUCAGCAUCUUUCCCGCUCCCUCCAGAAGCGGAAGAAUUUUGCCCGUCAUCGCGUACGCAUGCAGGUGUACGCGGCUCAGCAUGACACAGAAUCAGACUCGCCGCCCCGCUACACCGCCGAAACGAGACCACCCACUGAAGCUCCCGCGCGCGCAGUCAGUGCUCCCUUUACCGACUUCUGCGAAAAAUUGCUGUACCAGAAUAAGAUAUGGAAGCAGCAGCGGGAAAUCAAGAAUCUUCAGAUCGCUCUUUGCGAGAUCAAGGCAUCCAACGCUGAUAACGCCUUCAAGGCGUUUUGCGAUAGGCUACUCCUGUCAAAUAAAAUCUGGAAGCAGCAGAAGGAGAUUAAUAGCCUGAUGGCGGAGGCGGAAUCGCUGAAGAAAUCGCGGGCAGCAGCCGUUGCCCAUGCAGCACAACAAAUGGCGGACGAAGUGACGAAGGAGAGGUUGACGGAGGAGUACGUGAAGGAUCUUAUCGCGGAAGUAGGAGAGUGCAAACAGGCUAUUUGCACGCUUCGUGUUGAACACGAAGAAGAGAUGAGGGAGCUGGCCAACCUCUAUCGCAAGGAUUAUCUCAGAAUGGCUAAAGAAAUCGAACGGUUGAAGUUGAGCCUGGAAUCCCGUAUAGUGGAACAGGAGCUUUCAAAUCGUGUGGAGGACGAACUCGUUGAACGCCUCGCUCACCUGGAAGAACACGACAUUACACUCGUCGGAGAAUCAGGUCUUGAAUCCCCAAACUCCUAUGCCGAUUACUACACGGACGACACACUUUCCGAGUCCGAGCUGGAGAACAUGUCGAACAUGUCGACGUCUACCUGCGUUGGUUCAGGAGGCGAACGUUCACGAAAAUCUUCGUUCGAGCAAGGACCAGAAGCUAAGCCUGCACCCCAGACCCCAGUGAGGUUGGUCUUGCGCGAACCUCCUUCGUCGUCGACAAGCACGCCGUUGUCGAAAUCGCCUACCCCAAGGAUGGAUGAGAGCUCCUAUGUUGGAUUUUCAUUCAACCCAUUGUUUUUCGGAGGCGAUGCGCAAAGUGAUUCGCGAAAACACGUAGGCCCUAUUUCAAAGGCGGAUUUCGUUGCACAACAAACAAAGCGUGCUCAAUGGAGGAUGUGA